This is a messenger RNA of Puccinia graminis f. sp. tritici CRL 75-36-700-3, 1575 nucleotides long. RefSeq lists its product as uncharacterized. Lineage: Eukaryota; Fungi; Basidiomycota; Pucciniomycetes; Pucciniales; Pucciniaceae. The record is from RefSeq and is a predicted model, not a curated record. Bases 49 to 1287 code for a protein of 412 amino acids. The transcript has 2 exons.
GCAACGACUGUACAUGAAACUUGCAACUCUAGUGGACAGCCCAGCACCAUGGAGAACCCUCAAGAAAGUGCGGUAUCCGGUUUAAUCGACUCACUCAGCUCACUCGGAGACGAUGACAGCCCAGAGCAGAUUAAACACUACGAGGUUUUGGUCGCCGAGGAGUUGGGACGGAUCGACAAUAAGUACCUCAAUCUGUGGGAUCGCAUCCUCAAUAGCCCAGACCCACUCGUGCUAUUUAACCAGGUUGAUAUUAGAAUGGACCUCUCAGAUCAACUGCAAUCGAAACGCUUACCCGCCUUAAAACGCCAAGUCAACUCACUUUCGAACGCACUUCUUGGCCGAGCCGAUCUUCAAGCCAAGCCUGUUUCCAAACUGAAAAUAGUGUUGAAAGUUUUGUCAAAACUCGAUGUCACCUUGGGCAAGAUCAAGUUUGCGGUAGCUUGCAUCAAUCCGGGCUUGGAUCCAGUGGACGUCAGGCAUGAUAGGGAAUUCAAAAACGUCAAACAAUUGAUAUGCUGUCGUCUGGCGCUGACAACAUACGUGGUCACCGGACUCGUUUGUGAAUUACUCCGAACCUAUCGUCGUUUCAUCGAAGAAUCCGGGCACGUCUUUGACGGGAUACCUGAGAAGAGGACCGAGUCGCUCACGAUGAGAGAUACUUGCUCGGAUGCGAUCGAUAAGGCCCUCAAUCUCAUAAAUAAAUCCGAAUUAAAUCUUAUCCAAGACGCGUGGAAGUCCGAUAUAGACUCGAUCGAUGACUCGCUCGAAAAGUUUCUGCUAUUCCUCCAUCUACAACCUCCCCUCUCCGAAGAAGAGAGUCGAUUAGUCGGCCGUGAAGUCGGCGAUCAAUCCUUAUCUACUACCACAAUAUGUGUCAUGGCAAUCAUAAAACUAUCCAGAUUGCUUUUAGCAAAGCUAGUCAAAUUAUCGAAAGAUAAAGAAAACAUCGGUAUGCUCAGCGAUCUAUCUUCACGAGAGUUCGAAAUAUUCGCGAAAAUGACGACCACGUUUUCGGAAAGUAUCGAGAAGCUUGUCUGCGCUCUGUGCGGCGAUUUCAUCGACGAUCACGUCCAGGAUGUUCUGAUCAUCCAGAAAUCGCUCUCCCAAAUUCUAAGCGCCCCUAAGAUUAUCUUAGACAUGGUUGAGUAUAUCUUUGUUCCUGUGGUCCAGCCGGCCGAUCAGCCUUCAUCUAAACUUUACUAUAAGACCCAGUUUUAUUAUUGGAACCAAGUUCACCAGUCCAUCACUCGACGCUUCACCCAAGCUCUCGGAUUCACCACUUCCUGAUCUCUAUAGCACUUCCUUCUUACCUGUUCAUUUUGUCUCAUCUUGGACGACUUCGACAAAUCUUCAAAGUUCAGCCCUGCUUUAUAAGUUCCCAGUUUUCUAACAAUGUGAAAGUUUAUAACGUCGAGAUAUCUCAUUGCAAUCUGUAUCAACAUUAGCCUUUUUCAGCAUCUCAGGGUGUUAACACCCAUACCAGUGAUAUCAGGAGUUGGUUUGUCUUAGAGUGUGAAUUUAAGAAUGUAGACCAUAUCUGGGUUUCCAAAUUUCAGCUGAAGUAGAGCUUCCAUG